This is a messenger RNA of Racocetra fulgida, 124 nucleotides long. The record is from the annotation of a GenBank genome assembly. NCBI's taxonomy places the organism in Eukaryota, Fungi, Glomeromycota, Glomeromycetes, Diversisporales, Gigasporaceae.
AAAAUCUUUUUCAAAUACUUUUAAUUGAACAAGCUUCGAAUACUUCUGACUUAUUACCCGAUGUGCUACCUCAAGGUGAUAUACCCCAAGAUGAUGUACCCAAGAUGAUGUGCCCCAAGAUGAU